This is a messenger RNA of Adineta steineri, 2208 nucleotides long. NCBI's taxonomy places the organism in Eukaryota, Metazoa, Rotifera, Eurotatoria, Adinetida, Adinetidae. The record is from the annotation of a GenBank genome assembly.
AUGGUUAUUGUUUCCAGUGUUAGCACAAAACUUUCACAUACACCAUUAAACAUUAGACGGUACAGUGAUAAUGCAGCGACGAACGCGUUGACACUACCUCCGUUGCAUUUCUUGCCAGAGAUGAAUACAACAGUGAGUGAUCUUGCUACAACUCUUACCAAUUUCAAAGAAGCAAAAGCGCACUAUCGCCAAAAAGUGCUCGAAGGAAACCGCGAAUUGCAGUACAUUUAUGCAGCAAAACCACCUAUACAGAACGUAUUUCGUCAGCUCUUUCCAGAGUUAGUUAAAAGUCGAGGCAUUACUACAAUUCAACAUCUUGAUCACGAUAUAGGGGUCUUUCAACGAUGGGCAGAAGACAAUAAUGAAGUAACAAUUCAGUUUGCUGAUCAAUCUGAGGUAUGUCAACACGAUGAUGAACAAGACAAAGUAUUGAAUAAACAUCUCGAUGCACUUUUCAUUGGUGGUCCAUCAACAAUGACUGCUUGUCUUCUUUAUCAGCUUGGCUAUCCAGAACAUCGAGUUCAACAUGUGUUUGCCGAUCGUUUCGACAGUAAUUAUGAUGGAUCUGCUUAUUACUACCAUCAGCGAGAUGCAGCACCUGUCUAUAUUAAUAGUGUGAAUCGUGGUCCCUAUUGUAUCUAUAUUGAUUUAUACAAGCGACUCAUCAGUCCAGCGAAAUUAGUCGAACAAGCUGAAACUAAUCGUCAUCAUGUGAAAAUUAGUCUUAGUUGGGCCAACAUAAAACCAAGAUAUCUUUUUACCAUAUUUAUACCUAACUUUUGGCACAUGGUUACUGAUAUCUGGAUAAAAAAUAAGACCAAAUCAAAAAUGGCUCAUGUCAUUCAACAUGCUUGCCGUACAGUACCCAUUGUAAAGGAAAUUAGCAGCUGUACUGGAAUGCCAAUUGAAACCAUGUUAAUACGAGGUAAAAAUAAGGCAAACUAUGUCGGAAUGGUUGGCUCAACAAAGGAACCGAAGAGUCAUUUUACUUGGUUAAACAAGUUUGCUCCUAUUCCAUUCUACGAAAUUUCACGCGAAGGCUUCGGAGCUGAGGUAAAUCAAGUGCUCAACUUUCCAAACGACGGUCUUAUAUCACCCAUGAUUAUAGAAAAUUUGCAAAAUCAGAUGAUGGUCAGAGCAAAAUUGACUCAACCAGAACACGAUGACAUGGUUAGUCGUAAAUCAUUUCAACUUAAGAAACUAUUGGUCCGACCAAUGUCACCUGAGUGUUCUGAACGUAUGCGAGUUAUUGCCGUCGACUGGUUAGAUACAAACAGUGGUGUGACACAUCGAACAACUGCCGAUCGAUUUUUCAUUUCGUUGGGUCCUAGUGGACAGUUUAGAAUUGUACCACCUAAACUGACGUGGCUGCAGCAUGCUGCCGAUGUUCUGUACAGGACUACCAAUCGGCCGCAGUGUAUUACUCAAGGAUAUACAGCAACAUUGGCUUCCCUUUGGCGACAUUCGUUAAACGCAAUUUCAAACCGGUUUUUUCGUGGUUCUCAAUGUUUGAAAGAUUUUCUUUUGGCAAGUGGCAGCAGUUCUGUUAUGUUAUUAGGGAUUGAUAAAAGUCAGACGAGUUCGGCUCAGCUCGACGUGUUUUCGCGAUUUGUGGAUGGUGUCAAUCAACAUUGGACAUUGAUUGCUAUGAGAGAUGUUUCUCUUCCGAUGACCGCUGAUCCAUCAUCAUCCAUAAAAGAUUACCGAUUUUUCGCCAUUCAGAUGACAGGUGGUGGUAAUUUCCCUUCGCGACUGGUUCGACCAGAUUAUCUUCUAAAUUUACUCCAUACAACAGAAAAAAUGUAUGGCAUUGAUAUCAUGAAACACGCUAUCUAUGAUGUUAUACAAUCACGAGGCUGUGGACGAGCUGUGUCCGCUCAAAACACGAUUGCUUUUCAGAAUUUGGCCGACAACGCUGUAGUUAGCUAUGCAUUGGGUGGUAUUGGUAUGACGACUAUGUUUCCUAAUGGAGAAAAAAUGCUCCAAAUGAUAGAACAACGCGAUCCAAUGCUUAAUAAAAACACUGAGAAAGUGGUUUCAAUGGAUCAUUUAUUAGAUGGUAUUGACUAUUCAUUUAUGACUGAUGAAACACAACGGGUAGCAAGAUCAUUGGGUUUUGAUAACAGUAUGUCUAAAAAAGAAAAGAAAGCAGUGGCAGGAUCAGUCUUCAUCAUGGCACUUGUAUGUAUCAUGAAAAACUUGCUCUGA